Messenger RNA from Apaloderma vittatum (bar-tailed trogon), 670 nucleotides. Its product is annotated as somatomedin-B and thrombospondin type-1 domain-containing protein-like. The transcript has 4 exons. The annotation marks the transcript as partial. NCBI's taxonomy places the organism in Eukaryota, Metazoa, Chordata, Aves, Trogoniformes, Trogonidae. The record is from RefSeq and is a predicted model, not a curated record.
CUUCCUGCAGUUAUCCCCUGUGUCGUAUCUCAGUGGAGUGGCUGGAGCGGCUGCGCAGAGCCUUGCAAGACGACGUAUCGUGUUCGGAGGAGGCACGUCACCCAGGAGCCCCGGAACGGAGGAGAGGCUUGCCCGCCUCUGGAGGAGAGAGCCGGCUGCGUGGAGUACUGGACUCGGCAAGGAGCAGAGUGCAAACAGUCCCUGAUCCCAGCAUUAAUUACAACAGGAGGGUUUGGAAAAGCAAGGAAGAAAAGAGCUGCAGCUGACGGCAAUGAAAGAGCGGGGUACUGUGUUGAGUUCCAGCUUGUGGCCAUCACGCCGGGCUGCUUGCAGAGCCACCACUCCUACACUCACUGGAUGCAGUAUCUCAGGGAGGGCCACACUGUCUGCGUGGAGUGUCAGCACCCAGCCUUAGACUCCAGAAGCCUACAUUGUUCUGGGGAUGGCAGCGGAAGCAAAAAGAAUCAGCUGCUGCACUGGCAGGCGGUAGGGAACCCUCGAUGCAAGGGAACCUGGAAGAGAAUUCGUCAGCUGGACACUUGCUCCUGUCCUUCUGUUCACAGCUUCUUGUUCAUCUAACUUCUGACAGUCCCAGCAAGGGAGUGCUGUGUGGCUUGUCUGGCAGCAACGUACGUGAGCAUUAGGAACCACAACCGAAAUGGUGGUUUCU